Molecule: messenger RNA, 2733 nt
Organism: Archocentrus centrarchus (flier cichlid)
Lineage: Eukaryota; Metazoa; Chordata; Actinopteri; Cichliformes; Cichlidae
Gene: slc35a5
Product: solute carrier family 35 member A5
Exons: 10
Coding region: 155-1438 (427 amino acids)
Biological process (GO): pyrimidine nucleotide-sugar transmembrane transport
Cellular component (GO): Golgi membrane
Molecular function (GO): pyrimidine nucleotide-sugar transmembrane transporter activity
Source: RefSeq, a predicted model, not a curated record
UCGUGAAUCUGGAUGACGUCGCAACGUGGCAGUACGCCUGCGCAGAGUAACCAGGAAGCGCCGGUGUUGACAAAAUACGGUGUUUCAGCUGUGUUUUGUACUAAAGAAGGAAAGCUGUUAGCAGGUUUGGUUGUAUCCAUUUCCAGCCCCAGCCAUGGUGUGCUGUCCCUCGUGCCCCAGGAUGUGCUCCCGCUCAUCAGCCUACACGCUUGCUCUUGGGCUGGGCUUUGUAACACUGGGGACCAGCCGCAUCCUACUGCUCAAAAUGUCUGCCAAUGCUGAAAACAAAUAUGACUUCCUCCCUGCAUCUGUCAAUCUGCUUGCUGAGGCUCUUAAACUGCUCUUCUGUCUGGUUAUGGCAGUUAGGGUCAUAGUCCGAGAGGGCCGAUCAUGCAGAGAUUUGGGUCCUACCUCCACCUCUUCCUUCCUCAGCUCCCUGAAGUGGGCCGUCCCCGCUUUCCUUUACUUUCUCGACAACCUCAUCAUCUUCUAUGUUAUGAGCUACCUGCAGCCGGCUAUGGCGGUGCUGUUCUCCAACUUUGUCAUUCUGACCACGGCUGUACUCUUUAGAAUAGUCCUGAAGAGGCGUCUGUCUUGGGUUCAGUGGGCAGCGUUGGUUAUUCUCUUCCUGUCCAUCGUUUCCUUGACAACAGGAUCAGGAGGCAAGCAGAACUCAAUAGCCGUUCCCAGUCUCCACUCAAACCCACUUUCCACCCCCUCCAACUCUUGCUUCCUCUACACGCAGCUUCUGGAGCAGAUGAAGAACAGCAGUGCCAGUGGAUCAUGGGCAUCGGCCCUGCCCGGCCAGGCCUGGAGGGACAGAGUAGUGGCAAAGCUUCGAACUCUGGGCGUGGGUCAAAUCCUGCUCCUCCUCCAGUGCUUCAUCUCUGCCACGGCCAACAUCUACAAUGAGAAGAUUCUCAAGGAAGGAGAGCAGCUCACUGAAAGCAUCUUCAUACAGAACAGUAAACUGUAUGCCUUUGGUGUGGUGUUUAACGGUCUGACUAUUGGGCUCAGCAGUGAGUCACGAGGCCUCACCAUGCACUGUGGCCUCCUGCAUGGACAUAACAUUUAUUCCCUGGGCCUGGUGCUGGUCACUGCUGCCCUGGGUUUGUCUGUGGCCUUCAUCUUAAAAUUCAGAGACAACAUGUUCCACGUGCUGACCGGCCAGAUCACCACUGUUCUGGUUACAGGCCUGUCCCUCUUCCUCUUUGACUUCCACCCUUCGCUGGACUUCUUCCUUCAGGCACCCACAGUCCUGCUGGCCAUCUUUAUCUACAAUGCCAGCCGGCCCAAGGACCUGGAAUUCAGCCUGCAGCGGGAAAAACUGCGGGUCAUCAACGGGGAGGUGUUCGAGAGGUCCAGAGGGGACGGAGAGGAGCUGGAGCUCCUGACAAAGCCAAAUGCAGACAGUGAAUCUGACGAAGAGUCCUUGUAGUGAUGUUACAGCUCAGCCUCGAGAGAGAAGACGCUCCACAUCUCACCUGCUGCUGUCAAACUGCACAACGGACCGGAUGUAACAUGGUCACAAACUGUGAAAGCAUUUAUUUGAAUGAUGGUCAGCAGGUAAACAGUGAUUGACACUGUUGAUGGAUGAUUAUGUGACGGACACGUGGAAUAACAAAAUGUGUAUAUUCUGAAAACAAGCCUGUCUGUGUAUGAUUGCUGUCAUUCAUAUGUGGGGAGUUACAGCAAAUGUGCUUGCUGGAAAAUUAUUGAUACUGCCUUUGCCAGUUUUGGAUUUCUUUUAUGGACAGUGAAUUUCUUUACAUGAUUCCUGUUGUAUAUGCUGCUAUUUGACUGCUCGCUGGAGAUGGAAGUUUAAGGACCAGAAGCUGCAGUUUGGGUAAAUUUGGGCUUGUUCUGCUACCAGAUUUGUUUGAAAUUGUAGUGAAUUUGAAGUAUUGCUUCAAACUAUGACGAGCUCAGAGUGUAUUAAAAUACUGUGGAAGACAGCCCAGUGCAAAUCCACAAACUAGAGAUGCAGCAAUGUUCAUGUAUUGGGAAUUUACACACUUAUCAUGGGCCAGAUGCAUAGAUAACAUAUGCUCCAAGUAUACACGGUUGUAUUUUUUCCAAGUCUUAAUCUUCAUGAAGCUCGGUGCACGUGCACGAGCCUUGUUCAGCUAUGGAUGGAUGUAGAAACUCCCUUAAAUGUGCACAUGAAAUUGCAGCUCAUGUUGUUUCACAUGGUAAUGAACCGAAGAGGAAAUGUCUUUUAUUUGGUGAUCUCAGUUCCUGACGGAAGACAGAAGAAAAUCUACUCAAGGAGGAAAAGGAAUAGAUGCUGCUAACUCUUAAGCUCAGAACGAAGGGAAAAAAAUCCCAAUCAGACACUAUGGCAGCAAAAGGACAGCAGACCAUAAUGUAGAGUUGCAGCUUUUUAGAAGAUCCAAAAUAGGCAAAAAUAAUAGGAGGCCUGCUCAAAUUUAGUACACACUACGUUAUGUGCCAACAGAAAAAGUAUGAUUUAGUGUUUUAUACAUCUGGCCUCUGGACUAUUAUUUUCAUUGCACUUUAUUUAUUUUCAGAGCCAGAAUGAGCAGUAUCGGCACAAUCGACCGCUAAUGCCUGACAUUCAGACAGCACAACAAACUGGCUCCUGCUUCUCUUACUUGAGGCUUGAAUAUUGUUUUUGUUAACCUAUGAAACUGGUGAUUGUUUGUGCCAAAAAAUCAUUGUAUAAAUGCAAUUUGUUGCAAAAUAAAUAGCAAGUUACGUGUUUUACUUCUA